Messenger RNA from Maylandia zebra (zebra mbuna), 2475 nucleotides. The record is from RefSeq and is a predicted model, not a curated record. Lineage: Eukaryota; Metazoa; Chordata; Actinopteri; Cichliformes; Cichlidae.
GCAUUACAACAUGGUUUCCUGGAUUUUGAAAGGUUCAGUGCAGAAGAAUAUGAACAUUAUGAGGACGUUGUAUGAUGGCAGGCGGUUUGAGGAUGCAGGAUUUGAGCACCACGACCUCUUCUUCCUUGAUGGGACCACGCCCUCUGACCUCAUCGUCAGACGCUUUCUGCAUGUGUGUGAAGUACAGACGGGGGCAGUGGCGGUGCACUGUAAAGCUGGAUUAGGCCGCACGGGCACUCUGAUUGGCUGCUACCUGAUGAAGCACUUCCGGUUUACUGCAGCCGAGGCGAUUGCUUGGAUCAGAGUCUGCAGACCUGGAUCUAUCAUCGGUCCACAGCAAAACUUCUUAGAAGAGAAGCAGCACAGUUUGUGGGUUCAGGGUGACGUGCAUCGGUCUAAACAGAAGCUGGUCCAACAGAGACUGAGUCGGCAGCAGCAGCUGCAGCAGCAGCUGCACCGCUCUGACUCUGUGCAGGGAGGCAAACAGGAGGCAGUGUCCUCGCUGCUUUCCAGCAUGGAUGACCUGUCAAUCAACACCGUGCUCUGCAAGUCAUAUAGCUUGGAUGAGAAUAACUGCAAAGAAGUCAGUCUGACACAGGGAGACGAACUGAGAGCACUGAAGGGAAAACGCCCACCGAGAUCAGCGUCAUCCUGCUCAAGGUUAAACCUGUCCAAGACUUCACACCGCUCCAUCCUCCCUCCCCCGAAGCCCUCCAAAGUCCACCUCACCCCUUCUUCUACUAAGACGCUGAGACGAAGUUCCUCUACCACCACUGCUCCGCAGAUCAGGAGUCCCUUCAGCCUCACGUUGUUCAGCACCAGGCCAGCACUGAUUCACUGACUUCACACUUGGGACGUUCUGGUCAUGAAUCAGCCCAGCUGAUGAUGGACUCGCUGGAGACUGCAUCAGCUCUCUUGCACGUUUAACCCUAGAACACUAUCGCUAUAAAUAGUAACACAAUCGCUAAUGCCGGGUGAUUUUUACCCGAUAUAAUAUAACCAAUAAAAAGUAAUCAAAUAUAUCAAAAUAUGACAACACAUGACAAAUUAGAGUGGUCUUCUUUUACUUUCAACUGUGCCAUGUCUAACAAAAUGAAAGAAAAACCCUCCUAAAACAAAAGAAUGACUCUGGAAAGCUGGUCUUUGGUCCACCCAUUCCUGGGACAUUUGAGACUUCCCUGGUGAAGGCACAGGCUCCUCGACACGCAAACAGCUGCAGGAGAGAGAAAUCAUGUAAAUGUAUUUGCUCGGGUGUAAAUCACCCAGCGAUAGCGUUCUCGGGUUAAUAGGCUGUAAAUGCUUUUUUAGCCCCAAUAACUACUUUUCGUUUCGACAGAGCCAACAGUUUGUCACCACUUUAACUGGUCACGUGGCCCAUUCUGUGAUAACAGGGCCGACACCAUAAAUCAUCACGUCUCUUGGGUAUAGCAGGCAGGUAACUGUGAAAAACUGCGGCUGCAUAUUGCAGAUAUAACAUCUGCUGGAUGCUGAAUGCCCCGCUGUCACAAUCAUUUUGCUGGAAGCAAAGGACACGUGCAGGUGGAAACACCAAACAACGCUUACAGGGGAGGUCGUGGCCCGAGGACUGAGUCAGACCAUCGCCAAGAGCAGUCUGGGUGCUUCUGAUAAACGGCUGCUGCCAUUUGUCCAUCCGAAGUUCAGAACCACAGGAUGUAGACGGCCUGAAGCAACGUCUUGGUUGCGGAAACACAGACCUUUAGAAGUCGUACCAAAAUCCACGCCUUAAACUUUGGCAGAUCACAUGAUGGACCUAGCUUAUUUGGCACGUUGUUGUAAUGUUGUCUCCUCGUUUUCAGUACUUUAGUAACCAGGUUGGGUCAGAGAACCAUAGCAAACCACAUCUUUUGUAAGAGAUUGGUGCACAUUGUUCAAGAAUUAACAACUGGACGCAAAAUUGUCUUGCAAGACCAAGAGUGACACACUGCUUCUGCUACAGAUGUUAUUUAUAUUCUCCCAGAUUUCAUCGAUAAAGUAUGACAAACUUAUAUUUGUUGGUCUGUUAAUGUUCUAAUGAUGCAGAGCGAGGGACACAAAGCCACGACGUGCUUAUAAUGCACUGUGAAAGCCUCUGAGCACACAUGCUGGCAAUGAAAGAGGAAAUCAGUAAAAUGAAGACAGAGAUUCUGAUGUUUCACGUCAGACUGAACACGGCACGCACACUUUAUUUCACAGGUCAUUCACAUUCAUGCACUGGAUUUGUCAACAGGACUUUAUCAUACAUAAAGCAAACUCACUAUGUUCAGCUUUGCACUAUUUCUUUCUUGCAGUAAAAUUCUUAACAUGCAAAUGAUGUUCAGCUUUGAGCGUGUUGUUGCUGUCAUGCUUUCCUGUAUCUGACUGUGUGACAGCAGCUCAGAUGUGCUGUCUGAUUGGUAGUUUACUCCAAAGGAGGGAAACCAGCUAAUGCUAGUGUGAAGUGCUAAAAUCAACAAUAAAGUCCAAGUAAUGACGAGA